UUUGGUUGAAGGCAUCUCUAUACUCUGGUUUCCAGUUGCUUUUUGGUUCUUCUGGAUGCUGUCUGGAUAGGGUUUCAUAUAUAUAUAUUGAAGGAUCAGAAGGUAAGCCAUGUUCUACCCUGCAGCCCUGUGUGAGUGCCUCAGAGGCAUCCUCCUUGUCCUCGUCUCUGUCCCCAGCCUCCGUCGCUAAGGACGUCUUCUUCAACACUGAGGAAAAGGAUGAUGAAAGUGACUAUGAGAACCCAAGCCUGGAUGAGGAUGUAGACAGCAGUGUGGAGGAUCUGCUGGGUUUAAGCUGUUCCUUCAUAGACUCUAACUAUUACAAAGACCAUCAAGGGGUACACUCUGUAUCGGCUGCCCCAGAAACCAGCCCUUCUACCCUGGGCUUUCCCAGUAGAUAUAGAGACAGUCCCCAGCACAGCUCCCAGCUCCAUCCCAAUCCACAUCCCUAUCCAUAUCCCUAUCAAGAGAUUGAAAACAAAUCCAUACCCCAUCACACUAUUGUGGUCACCCAGUUCAACCCUAACCUGUUGCAGUCAGGCAGUGCCAUGGACGGCUAUAACAGUGAGUCGGUGGACCCUGUGGACCCUGUGGGUGUGGUGACCACUAUGGUGAAUCUGAAUGGACAAGGAGACAUGAUGGAUUCUGACAGAGAGAGCUUCCCUAUCCUGAUCAGGUCCAUGUCUACAUCACGCAGACACAGCUUGGGCAUGCCCAUGUCUCCCAUCGACUUGGGGAGGAGGCUGAGCCUGGACGCCAUAGACAGCGAUGGAGAGAGGGAUGACUCUCUCCUCCGCCCCUCCCACCUACAGGCCUUUAUAUACCCAGGAUGCCCUGAGCAGGAAGUGGAGGAGUCAGAUGGGACAGACCUCUCCAGAUCUGAAGCCAAGGAGACAGAAACGGAGGAGUGCAGUCGGUCUGGAAGGACAUACUCCAGAACAGAGAUUCUGGCCACAGAUGAGCACAUUCACGUCGCACACGUGUCUCACGUAGUGGAGACAUCGAAGAGGGCAGCAGGAGAGGAGCUGGACCCAGAGGAACCCAACUUGCACACUGCAGAAGGACAGACUCAUAUGCUGAUGAUACAAAAAGUUCUGCAAGAGCUCAAGCAGUACCACGGAGCCAGGCAGAGGACCACAAGGCCAGAGGGGAAGGAGACUGGAAGUAGUGUCACCUGGUAUGAAUUUCUCUCCAACGAAAAUGAGGAAGAGGAGGACCGAACAGAGAAAGUGGAAAAGGGGACCAAAGUGAAGCGCACCCUGAGCUCGCUUAGGAGCAGAAUGACUGGCUCAUUCAACAAAGACAAGCAGGGUAAGAACCGAGAGAAAGAGCAGCAGAAGGGGAAGGAGAGGGAACUCAAAGAGAAAGAGAAACUGCAUCACAGUAGUAGCAGUGGGCAUAAUUUGGUGCCAGGCUCCUUCUCCAGCUGUGCCACCUGCUCACUGUGCAGUAAGGCCCUGCAGAAAAAGCAUGGUCUGCAGUGCCUGAAUUGUGCAGUGAAUGUUCACAAGAGUUGUCGGACGCUACUAGCUGAGUGUAACAGCAGCAAGAACAAGAAGGAUUCUCUGCAUAGGACCCCCACAACAGCGUCGCCGAACCUCGCCCUGAGGGAUCGGGACCAGUCUUCUUCGGCCCUUGAUUGCCCCUCCGGUUCUCCGCGCAUCCCAGGCAUGACCCUCACCCCGCGGGGACUCAGUGCUCAGCCUGCCUCAGCCGCCUUCAACAGCUCUUCCUCCAGCCACACUGCUGCAGCCAGCCUCAACCACAGCCACAACAGCCACACCGGAUCCCUCUCAGGGGACAUGGAUGAACCAGACAGCCUACGCUCCGGGCUCAAGCGCUUCAAUGAGGACGCCGUCUCCCUGGCCCCAUCCACCACUGACUCCAUCGUUGUAGAAGAUGCGUACUACUCUGCAUUUCGAGCUGAUCUGGAGUCUGAUGCCCAGGACCUGGAGGUGGAGUCAUGGAGUCUGGCUGUGGACCAGCACUACCUGAAGAAAUUCACCAAGGAGACGGUCAAGAGACAAGACGUUAUCUACGAGCUGAUGCAGACAGAGAUGCACCACAUACGGACCCUGAAGAUCAUGCUGCGUGUUUACAUGAGGGAGCUGAAGGAGCACCUCCAGAUGGACGAGCUGUUCCCGCGCCUGGAGAGCCUGCUGGAGCUGCACACAAGCUUCCUGUCCCGCCUAAAAGAGCGGCGCCGAGACUCCACGCAGCCCGGCAGCGACAGGAACUACAACAUACAGAGACUCGCUGACAUCCUCACCACACAGUUUUCAGGUGAGAAAGGGGAUCGGAUGAAGGAGAACUAUGGUGAUUUCUGCAGCCACCACACCGAGGCUGUCAGCUACUACAAGGAGCAACUACACAACAACAAGAAGUUCCAGAACCUCAUACGGAAAGUCAAUAAUUUGUCCGUUGUGAGAAGAUUAGGAGUGACUGAGUGUAUCCUCCUGGUGACACAACGCAUCACCAAGUACCCUGUGCUGGUGGAACGUAUUGUGCAGAAUACGGAAGUGGGUACGGAGGAACACGAGGAGUUGACCAGGUCUCUUAGUCUGAUUAAAGACUGCAUCGUCCAGGUGGAUGCCAUGGUCAACCUGCAUGAGAAGGCCUCGCGACUCCGAGACAUCGCCCACAAAAUAGAGCCCAAGUCCCUCGGCAAGAUCAAAGAUGGCCGUGUGUUCCACAGAGAGGACCUGUCCCAGGGUCGACGCAGGCUGCUGCACGAGGGGGCGGCCAACCACAAGGCCGCCUCCGGCAGACUCAAAGAUAUUGUGGCUGUGCUGCUGUCCGACGUGCUUUUGUUACUCCAGGACAAGGACCAGAGAUAUGUUUUCUCCACAGUGGACAACAAGCCCUCAGUGAUCUCCCUCCAGAAGUUGAUAGUGAGGGAGGUGGCCCACGAGGAGAGGGCCAUGUUCCUGAUCUGCGCCUCCUCCAAUGAGCCGGAGAUGUACGAGAUCCACACCGCCUCCAAGGAGGAGCGCAACUCCUGGAUGACACACAUCCGGCAGGCCGUGGAGAGUUGUCCACACACUGAGGAGAGACUCUUCAGUGAGCAGGAGGAGGCUCGAGCCGCCAGAUUCAACGAGUUCCAAGAGCGUCUGAGCCAGAAGGACUCCCAGAUCGUGACGUUGCUGACAGAGAAGCUGCAGCUGUUUUCAGACAUGUGUCUGGUGUCUGGUCACGAGGACACGACCUUCCGCUCCCGCCUAAUGCUGCGAGGUGACGCCUCAGACCUCCACCAGGGGGAGACACUGCUCAAGGGGACCAUCACUGAUGUGGAGAGUCUUCAGAACCUGUUGCUGUCUGGUGUGAGAGAGCCAGCUUCACGUCUAGAGGAGGGUUCAGGAUCCGGGGCUCUGCCCAGGAGAGCAGACACCUUCGGGGGCUAUGACAGCAGGCCCAUCAUCCUCAACAAGAAAGGCAUUGUGAAGAAGAAGAACCACAGUAGAGGGGACAGGGCCAGAGACGAGACCCAGAAAGGCUGCUCUGACCCCCAGCUUACGAAGAUCCGGGCUAGUCAGACCUUGGAGCAGCCACAGGCUGAUGAUGAUGAUGAUGAGGAGGAAGAGGCCUCUCCAGCCACCUGGAGCCCCAUCUGGUCUAACACCUUCCCUGAGGCUGAGUUCUUUGACCGGGUGCUGAUGCUGUCCCAGAGACUCUACAGCCUGCAGGCCAUCAUCGCCAAGCAGGACAGCCACAUCGAGCUACAACGCGCCUCCCUCACCGAGCGCGCCUCCUUCCCUGGCCGUCACCGCGGCAACGUUCUCCUGGAGCAGGAGAAACAGAGGACGCUGGCCCUGCAGAGGGAGGAGCUGGCCAGCUUCCACAAGCUGCAGUCACAGCACCGUCAGGAGCAGGCUCGCUGGGAGAGGGAGCGGGAGCGCCACCGGCUGCAGGCUGAGGUCACGGAAGAGAUGCUGAGGCAGAGAGAGGACGACUGCAGGAGGCUGGAGGAGAAGCUGGCGGAAGAGAGGGAGGACCUGGAGAGACAGAGAGAGACGUACCAACAGGAUCUGGAGAGACUGAGGGAGUCGACCCGCACAGUGGAGAAGGAGAAGGAACGCCUGGAGCAGCAGAGGAAGAUCAAGAGGAAGACCAUUGAGGUGAUGCCCUUCUCUGGCAGUCUAAAUGGGGAUCUCCUUCUGGGCAUGGGCAGUAGCUGCAGCGUCGGAUCAGACCUCACCCUCCCCCAGAAGGCCCUGGUUCGUUCCAGCCCUUCUGUGACGCCCGCAGACUACCUGGAGCGUCCUGAGGUUCUGGCUCGUCAGAGCGCCAACGCCACGGCGCUGCCGGUGAAGAAGGAGGUGCCCCUCCACCUGUGCAGCACCACCAACCAGCAGCACAAGCAGGUGGGUGUCCAGCAGCAGAUCCCCACCAAGCUGGCAGCCCUGAGCUCAAAGAGUUCGAAGAGUGCCAAGGCCACCCACCGCACCGACAGCACAGCCUCUCUGGAUAUGAAGCAAAUGCUGCCUAUGAAGUUGUCAGCCAAAGAGGACGGCACUCUGAAAGCCAAGCGCUCCAUCAGCCCUAACCAGCAGCUUCCUCACACCCUAGUCCACUCCCAGUCCGUGCACUUGACAGUUUCAUCGAGCCUUCCAGACAGGGGGCCAGAGAACCAGCCCGCCGGCCUACAGAAGCCCCCCAGCCAGGCCUCCAACCCCCUGCACACCCAGCCCCAGGCUCCUAACCCCCUCCAUACCCAGAGCCCUAACGCCCCUCCAGCACAGGCCCCUGUCCACAGCCACAGCCUGCCCCCUCCAUGCAGGAUCCCUGAGGAUGUAAUCUUCUUCUGAGCCCCCCCCCCCCCCCCCACGGCAGUCAGGGACCAAAGGGAGGCCUGUGAUGUCACAUCUCUAGAAACCGUUCAGAUCUGGGACGCAACACGUUUCCUUUAAGAAAAAUGUCAUAAAUUUUUUUUUAAAGAUAACUGUUCAUUCUUAGAAGAAUCUAUAUAAUCACGUCUCCCUAAAACUAAUUCCAAUAAUUGUUUUGAAUCAUUUGUUUUAUUGAACCGCCGAUUGUUGAAUAUGAAGAAAGACGGCUAUAAUUAAUAUGAAGGUUUAUUUUAAACAUGAAGGGGUCACGUGACGUUCUGGACAAAUCCAGAAAGGAGAGAGAGAGAGAGUGGGGGGGGAUUGGAGAGAGCAUUUGGAGAGAGCGUUUGGAGAGCGAGAUUGGAGAAGAGCGAGAUUGGAGGAGAGCGAGAUUGGAGGAGAGCGAGAUUGGAGGAGAGCGAGAUUGGAGGAGAGCGCGAGAUUGGAGGAGAGCGAGAGAUUGGAGGAGAGCGCGAGAUUGGAGGAGAGCGAGAGAUUGGAGGAGAGCGAGAGAUUGGAGGAGAGCGAGAGAUUGGAGGAGAGCGAGAGAUUGGAGGAGAGCGAGAGAUUGGAGGAGAGCGAG
Molecule: messenger RNA, 5409 nt
Organism: Oncorhynchus nerka (sockeye salmon)
Lineage: Eukaryota; Metazoa; Chordata; Actinopteri; Salmoniformes; Salmonidae
Gene: arhgef18b
Product: rho/rac guanine nucleotide exchange factor (GEF) 18b
Exons: 33
Coding region: 549-4805 (1418 amino acids)
Biological process (GO): regulation of Rho protein signal transduction; small GTPase-mediated signal transduction
Cellular component (GO): plasma membrane
Molecular function (GO): guanyl-nucleotide exchange factor activity
Source: RefSeq, a predicted model, not a curated record